This is a messenger RNA of Daktulosphaira vitifoliae (grape phylloxera), 3891 nucleotides long. RefSeq names its product muscarinic acetylcholine receptor M2 (gene mAChR-B). Gene Ontology annotation, biological process: G protein-coupled receptor signaling pathway, coupled to cyclic nucleotide second messenger; adenylate cyclase-inhibiting G protein-coupled acetylcholine receptor signaling pathway; chemical synaptic transmission. Gene Ontology annotation, molecular function: G protein-coupled acetylcholine receptor activity; G protein-coupled serotonin receptor activity. NCBI's taxonomy places the organism in Eukaryota, Metazoa, Arthropoda, Insecta, Hemiptera, Phylloxeridae. The transcript has 6 exons. Bases 799 to 2874 code for a protein of 691 amino acids. The record is from RefSeq and is a predicted model, not a curated record. Gene Ontology annotation, cellular component: membrane; dendrite; synapse.
UGCGCGACGGAUCCGGUCUACCACUGCCGCGCGGUCGUCCGCUACACGCGCGCCACCCUGCAAGUACACUCACAAUACUUGAACAGGCAAAACGGUUUUUCAGCGAUUGCGAUGCCCAUCGUCGACGGCUCUCACUAUUCCACCGACACCCCGGGCCGACUCUGUUGCAUGUGAUUUUCUGAACAAUAUUUUUCCCCCUCGAAUGUUGUUUACCUGAAUUAUUUUUAUUUCGCGUUUGAUUAAAACAUUGCAAUCAUCAGUUAACCCUGAGGAAUUGCAUUUGUUUAUUUUAUUUUUAGUUAUUCUAUUUGAGUGUACUUCCGAUUAUCAUAUAUAUUUUUUAACGUUACAAAUUCACUGAAGUUGAAACAUCCGGACAGAGGUAUGAAUGCAAAGCGAUGUAAUGGAAAACAAUGAUGACUUACGAAACAGACCUAUCAACAAUAUUAGAUGCAUUAGUUCCGUAGUAUGGAAAAACCUUGGAGACGUUCGCAAGAAUUGUGGACAUUGUCGUGCGAACGCAGUGCCUUCAGGAAUUAUCGUUGCCGACGAAGAGAAUAUGUUAUCGGUGUCAAUGCGAUCUGACCCCAUCCGAAUUGGAUACUUCAUUGGACGUAACGGAGUCCUAUUAUACAAGACUUUAUCUAUACAAAUCAAAACUUAAGACUUGACUAGCUGUUUCAAAUGAUGACUGAUAUCUGUGUUUGUGGUGAAAUCCUAGAUCCUAGUGUUACCCCGGAGGAGUAACCACAAACGCAAUGUAAUAUUUUAACUGGAUGAUAUUGAAACAGUUUCCAGAUGGACAAAGCAGUCAAUAUGACCCACGCUGACAACAAUACAGUCAGUAACUGGACGGCAGUGACGUCUACAGAGUUUAAGCCAGUCUUAUCGCCAUUCGAGCCCUGGCAAAUGGUCAUUAUUGUCACAGUCAUUGGAAUCUGCAUGGUACUCACCAUAACCGGCAACAUUUUAGUGUUGGUCUCAUUCAUCGUCGAUCGAACAAUAAGGCAACCGAGCAACUACUUCAUCGCAUCCUUAGCUGCCACCGAUAUGCUAAUCGGUACAGUAUCGAUGCCAUUCUAUUGUGUUUACAUACUACAGGGGUAUUGGGAUUUAGGACCAUUAUUAUGCGACUUAUGGCUGUCCGUUGAUUAUACAGUUUGUCUGGUUUCCCAGUACACUGUUCUCUUGAUCACCGUCGACCGGUUUUGUUCGGUAAAAAUAGCUGCAAAAUACAGGAGCUGGCGAACCAAAGACAAAGUUUUGUGGAUGGUAUCACUGACGUGGAUCAUACCAGCUUUGCUAUUUUUUACCAGCAUAUUUGGAUGGGAACACUUUGUAGGGUAUCGCGAUUUGUUACCGGGACAAUGUGCUGUACAAUUCCUCAAAGACCCGGUAUUUAAUACUGCUCUAAUCAUUGGUUAUUUCUAUACUACACUAAUUGUAUUGUUCGUACUCUACGGUGGAAUUUAUAAAGUAGCGUACGAAAUGCAGAAAAAGAGCGAAGCAAAACAGCGGAAAAUGCAAUCAAUGGUUGCACUGAGCGCAGGCACUGUAUCUGGGAUGGCUGGACAUGCAGCUGGUAUCGGCAUGUCCAAGACCCAGAGUACGUUGCUAGUGCAAGAAAAAUCAACACAAGCAUCUGCCAAUACAUCUGGUAUAGCAGCUUGCACUAAUGAUGGGAGUACAGGAACGAUUUGCGCCAAUAACGUAUCAGAAAAUAUAGAUGCUCGUGACAACCAUUCUGUACCAGCUAUGGACGAAAAAAACCCCACUGUAGUUAUGGUGGAUAAAGAAAGGUCAAGCAGUCCAGCAUUUGAAUCAGAUGAAGAAAGUACUACUGGAGACAAACAGAUCAAUUGGCCUAGGAAAAAAUCCGUCGCCGAACUUAUCGUUCAAUCAGCGUUAGUACAACGGUCCAACAGCGGUAUUCACCUAUCGCCAUCAGACAACUUGAUACCGUACGGAUCAGAGUCUCAAUCGACACACGUGCAAAUUAUAAGAUCAUAUUCUAACACAGCGGUUAAUUCUAACGGCAUACAUUCAUCACCACCUCCACCCACAACACCCGUAUCAUUGUAUCAGCAAACUGAUCGUUGCUCUUUGUUGGGACACCAGCAACCGAUGAUUAAAUCCGUUACGCGUAAUGGCCAUGUAGAUGCACUAGUCGGCAUGGACACUUCUGAACUAAACUUUAUGGACGAGAGCUCUAUUAUCAUAGGAUCACCUACUUGCGAAAGUCCUACUAGCAGUAGUUCUAUGAACGAUACUUCAUCAGCACAAUGUUCACCGGCACAUGGCGCGUACGCUACUUCAUCUUUGUUACAAGCGGCACUUAUUAGAGCUGCGGCUGCUCAACAGAUAAACCAGCAACAACAUCAGCAUUCGGGUGGAAACAAAGUAAACACCACCGUUAAACUAGACAAUAGGACAGGAGUUACCACUUCAAUUGUAACAGUCGAUGAUGGAUUACCGAUGGCUGACAAAUCGUCAUCUGAGACCACUAAGAGUGAUAAGAGAGAAGGUAGUUCCCGUGGUGAUUUUGUCCGAACAAUCGGCAAGAAACUAAAAGUUAAACGACCCAAGGUGGUUAAUCGUCAAAAGUCUAAAUCAGAAAAUAGAGCGCGUAAGGCAUUUCGAACUAUAUCGUUCAUACUCGGUGCAUUUGUGGCUUGCUGGACUCCAUAUCACAUAUUAGCCUUGAUCGAAGGUUUCUGUUCUAAACCACCUUGUACCAAUGAAAGACUUUUCCUGUUUUCAUAUUUUCUGUGCUAUGCCAAUAGCCCUAUUAACCCAUUUUGCUAUGCGUUGGCCAACCAUCAAUUCAAAAAAACAUUGACCAGAUUAAUGAAAGGCGACUUCCAUAUAUCGUAAAAAUCCUACUUCCAAUUAUAGAAAUUAAAAAAACAAUUUCCCGAUAUUUUUGUGUACUUAUAAUUUGUUCUACCACUUAUAUAUUAAUAUCUACUCAAGCGUUUCCUAAAAUAAAACAUAGUUUGCAUACAAUAAAGUGGCAAUUAUUCUUGUUUUAUUCAUACAAACUGCUUUAAGUGUUUAACUAUGAUUAACCAUUCUACCAAUUGAUAACUAUUAUAAAUAAGAAUUGUACAUAAAUACUUAACUCAUUUUUAAUUGUGUUUCAUGCUAAUAGAAUAAAAUUAACUCAUGUAAAUAAAUAAGUCAUAGUUGUUUUACUGUUUCGCUUGUAAUUAAUAUAAGUGUUCAUAUCAGAAACCAUUGGUUUAGUAUAUGUAGAAUAUUGUUUAAGAUGUAAAUUUUUAAUAGGUCAUAAUUUUUCUCUUUUGAUAAAUGUUUGUAAAUAUUUUGUUAUUGAAAACAGGGUAACAUCAAUACUGUACUUUAUAACUUGUAAUAAUCUUGAAUACUUUUUUUAUAAUACUUGUUUAAAUGUAAGAACAAUGUGAUAUCCAGUAAUUUUUAGAUAAGCAUCGCGACAAUAUUUUACGAACUUAAUGAAUUUCUUUUAUGAUUUCAAACUUCUGAUAAACUUUUCAUUCAAUUUUUUAUUUUAAUAAAAAAACGAAUCCGGUUCACGGAUUAAUUGAGCCCUAAUCCGUAAAUGGCAUUCGUUUCUAUUUUUAUUUAUUUAGUUUAAAGAAAAGUGAAAUGAGCAAAAAAACCUUUUUAUGGGACAAUAGGUAUACAUAAAUAUUGCAUAGACAAUUAGUUUAUAAGAUUUUAUAGUGUGUAUAUAAAGUCGUAACCGUAAAUUAAAAAUUAUUUAACUUAUAUAGGUGUUCAGCAAGUUAAAAAAAAAGAUUUUUAUUGUUCUCAUUGUUUGUAACAAUUGGCCUGUUUUCUGACUUUUUGAACACUUUAUAUACUCUAUAUGUUAUAUAUUUAUGCAUAUAAAUUAAUCAAUAAAAUACA